This is a messenger RNA of Myotis lucifugus (little brown bat), 2019 nucleotides long. RefSeq names its product C-X-C motif chemokine ligand 9 (gene CXCL9). The record is from RefSeq and is a predicted model, not a curated record. The transcript is spliced from 4 exons. Bases 63 to 377 code for a protein of 104 amino acids. Gene Ontology annotation, biological process: chemokine-mediated signaling pathway; cellular response to lipopolysaccharide; neutrophil chemotaxis. Lineage: Eukaryota; Metazoa; Chordata; Mammalia; Chiroptera; Vespertilionidae. Gene Ontology annotation, molecular function: CXCR chemokine receptor binding; chemokine activity. Gene Ontology annotation, cellular component: extracellular region.
AACAAUUUCCCAGGCUUGAAUUCCAAUAGAGGAGUGACUCAGUAGAACUCCAUUCUACCGCUAUGAAGAAAAGUGGUGUUUCUCUCCUUCUGGGUAUCAUCUUCCUGACUCUGAUUGAAGUUCAAGGAGUCCCAAUAAUGAAGAAAGGACGCUGUUUCUGCAUCAACACCAACCAAGGGAUGAUCCACCUAAAAUCCUUAAAGGACCUUAAACAGUUUUCCCCAAGUCCUUCUUGUGAGAAAACUGAAAUCAUCGCUACAAUGAAGAAUGGGACUCAAACAUGUCUAAACCCAGAUUCAACAAAUGUGAAAAAAUUGAUGAAAGAGUGGGAGAAACAGGUUGGUGAAAAGAAGAAACAAAUUUUUUUUUUCUCUUAGAAAUUAACUUUGGAAGACAAAGAAUCUAUGUAGUUCCUUUAAAGGUCAGCCAAAAGAAAAAGCAAAAGAAAGAGAAAAAAAAAACAUCAAAAAAAGCAGGGAAUUCAAAAAGUUAAACGAUCUCCACGUCCUCAUCAAAAGAAGACUAUGUAAUUGACAGCUUUACCGACAAAUAUUUCCUGUUUAAAAUGUUCUUUUUAAUUAUACUGAAAUAAUUCCAGCACCUUAAUCCAUAAGCUUGUUGAUCUGACUAGAAAUUAUAAAGCAUCAUUAUGAAAUUGUAAUUGAAGCUAAAAAGUAGCUUUUAAAAUCCAAAUGUUAAGAAUUGUUAGAGGCUAUAGUUUGUCUCAUUCUUCCACCUACAGCCAGCUGAAUUUCAUCAUGUUUAAGAGCAGGAUCUUAGUAACACCCACAUGUGGACAGAUGGCCACACAACAGCUCAUACACAACAGCUGCCUGGGAGAGCAGCCUUAGGCUUCCCAGACCACAGCCUGCAGUUUCUAAGUGUAUUCUGAGGCACAUGUCAGCAAGUGCCAGCUUGUCAGCUUGCUGAUAAGCCAAGCAGUUUGGAAUUGAGCUGGACCUCACUAAGCUGCCAUGGCCAUCAGCAUCUGUAUUUGAAUCCGCCUACAGGCCUCACAGGCAAUGUAUCUGAGAGGUAAAUGCUGGUAGUUUCUGGGAACCAACACUGGAGAACACUAGCACUUAGCUUUCAGAACCUCCCAUCUCACUUUUGAGGCCAUGUGACUCCAUCUUACCUGCCCAGGCUGUCCACUUGGUUUCUGUUGUUCCCCUUUGCCUCAGCCAAGCCAGUUCCUCACUGUCCGACCACAGUUCAGUGCCUGCCUCCUCUACUGUGCUGACCUGGUCUACUCUCUUCUCAUUAUUUCCCCAACACCCCACAGGAAUGCCUUCUUCUCCCCACUCAUCUUCACUUUACCCAGGCUUCAAGAUUCAAUUCAAUCCUGCCUCUUAAAUAAAACCUUCUGGACACUCAGAUUAUCUCAAAACCCUAUUUCACAUGUGCUCCACACCACACAGGUGAGCACUUCAUUAUUUUCUAAUUUUUGUGUGUGUUUUUUUCUAUCUCUCCAGCUCCUUAAGGGCAGGAGCCAAGUUUAUUUCCCUGAAUCUGCCACUGUGCCUCAUAUACUGUGGGACUAGAUUUUGAAUGAUUCCUUAAUUGCAGUUGUUACACGUAGGAGGGAAGCCAGGCCAUCCCCUCAGAGCAGGAGCUGGCUAUCUGUAGCAAGAUUCAAUAUUGAGUAACCCCUGGGUAAAUUCAUUAUCUUCAGGCCAUUAUCCCUGAAAGCACCCGGGGUGAUGCAACAUCCUUGUCUUAUGACAGGAUGUUAACUUGGCCUCUUGAGCAGAUAAGAAGGAAAUGUUUAACCAUUUAUGGAAGUUCUGAACUGUUUUCAUAAAAUAUACAGGGAACCUAGAAUCACAGAAUCUUACAAGGAGCUUUAUAAAUCAACCAGUGUCAAAACCUUCACCACCCCAUGCAAAUUCCUUCAGUACAAUUCCUGACAAGCCUCGGUUUUCUAUGAUAUGACAAGAAAGCCACCAACAUCCUUUUGAAAACUCAUUUUAGGUAAAUAUGAAUGUCCUUGUCAUUAAACUUUUCUCAGAGUUGGUAAAA